CUCGCAACCACAAACCAUGUCCGCACAACCCACUACACCUGCAGCCGAAAACGUCAAAUACGGCGUCUACUGGUAUCAAGAUCUCGCCGAUCUCACGGGAAAGGACGCUCUACUGAUCGGCACUUUCGACACCGAGCGGGAGGUUUAUACGUUUACGACUCAGCAUGCUGCCAAUGAGAUCGGCAAACAUCCGGAAUGGGGUAGCUCGCACGAGAUCGAACGACCCGGACUUCUCGAGAUCGUCGGAGCUGACAAGAGCGUUAAGUUGCGAUACGACUAUUGCAAGGUCAUUGAUGAUGGGGCUGGAAGCUAUCAGCGAGAGCUACCCCGCGUUGUUGUUUCCCCCAGCGAGCAGGACGAGGACUCUACGACUGUGGGCAGUGAGAAGUCGACGGAAGGAGGAAGUGAAGGUGAAAGGUCGAUGACGGAGCCCAGCGACGAGGCGCCAGCAACUCCUAAAUCCAGCGGCAUCCGUUACGCGCUCUACGUGAGUCGCAAUCUAGAUGAUCCUGCGGCAAAAGUGACCAAACUCCUGAACAUGGACACAUCCAUCGGCGAAGCUCGCAGCAACAUGCAGGUCAUUGCCGGCGGUGAAAUAGCCACUCGAAAUAAAGAGGGUACGAAAGUUCACUGCCGGCUUGAACAGAAGCGCCUUCAGAUCUUCGAAGUCAUGAGCGGCCAACCGGUCUUGGAGUAUACUAUCCAUGAGGGCCGAGUGUUGGGUGACCGGUUCAUCCGUGAAGAGGACUGGCAAAAUGGGGUUCGCGAGGGUGACAAGAUGGCAUUUCCAAGGAUGUUGACACCUCCACCGGAAGAGCUAAAGGAGGAAGAAGCCACUAGCAACCAACGGCGGUCGUCCCGAAAGCGAAAGGCCGCCGCCGACGAGGACAGCGAAGACGAUGAAGACGGCGAAGAUGGGGAAGCCGUGACGAUGGAUGACCCAGACGGCUCAGCCAAUGAUGACGUGGUUGAGCAGGAGGUCUUCUGCCGGUGCAAGCAACCCUGGGCCGGAGUCGGUACCAUGGUGGAAUGCGCGAACAGGUCAAAGAAGAAGUGUCCAAAUAAUAGGUGGGUCCACUUGGGAUGCGUCGGUUUGAAGAAUGUCCCGACACAAAAGAACUGGCGUUGUCCAGAGUGCCGUCCCAACAAGAGGAGGAGGAAGUCAGGUCGAUGAACUUAAGCCCUUUGGCACGAUGACACUGCAAUACCUAGCACAGCGGACUUGGAUAGAGCCAAGCGUUUGGAGGGCGCUUGAAUGCUGGAAAGGAUAGGACAGCAUGGAUAGAAAAGCG
Messenger RNA from Trematosphaeria pertusa, 1292 nucleotides. RefSeq lists its product as uncharacterized. The record is from RefSeq and is a predicted model, not a curated record. Gene Ontology annotation, biological process: regulation of DNA-templated transcription. Gene Ontology annotation, cellular component: Rpd3L-Expanded complex; nucleus; Rpd3L complex. Bases 17 to 1174 code for a protein of 385 amino acids. The transcript has a single exon. Lineage: Eukaryota; Fungi; Ascomycota; Dothideomycetes; Pleosporales; Trematosphaeriaceae.